Molecule: messenger RNA, 2639 nt
Organism: Sitophilus oryzae (rice weevil)
Lineage: Eukaryota; Metazoa; Arthropoda; Insecta; Coleoptera; Curculionidae
Product: SPRY domain-containing protein 7
Exons: 4
Coding region: 45-668 (207 amino acids)
Molecular function (GO): protein binding
Source: RefSeq, a predicted model, not a curated record
AUAAGGUUAUGUUUAUCUGUGUUUAUAUUUAAUUUAUUUAAAAAAUGUCAUCUGUUUCAGUGUUUUGUUGUUUAAGAGGUUGUUUAGAUGGUUUUAAUUUUAAAACUCCCGUACAGCACAUUCCGAAACCCAAUCCCAUUCAGUUAGAUACUUCUUUCAUGGGAUAUGAAGUUGUUAUUGUAAAAGGGGGACAGAGAGCGUGUGGCGCAGGGGCUGUGUUAGGAAAUGCACCGCUAGUUCAAUCAAAAUCAUACUUUGAAGUAAAGGUACAACAAGCAGGUCUGUGGUCAAUAGGUUUAGCAACAAGACAAACAAAUUUAAGUUUAACAGUAGGAGGCUUCGAUGAAUUUUCAUGGACGUUGUGCAGUGAUCAUAUUUUAAGGCAUAAUAAACAAGAACUGUUUAAAAUAAAUAUUUCAAAUAAUAUAGAAGAGGGCUUUCAAAGUAUUCAGGAAGGGGAUAUUAUAGGAGUGUCCUUUGAUCAUAUACAACUUAAAUUUUAUGUUAAUGGAAAAGAAAUAGAUUAUUCAAUAUCAAACAUUAAAGGAACUACAUAUCCUGCCUUAUAUGUGGACGACGGGGCCAUUUUAGAUAUUAUUCUAGAGAAUUUCACUUUUCCACCUCCACCAGGAUUUGACAAAAUUAUGUUAGAGCAAUCAUUACUUUAGAAUUAAAAAACAACAAUCCAAUUGAUUAUUUGCACUGUAGAAUCAAAGCAAACUUGUGUAAGUUUUAUGUAUUUUUGAGAUUAAUUAAUUGCUAACUGAUCAGUAUUUUCUGUCUGUAAGACAUCUUUAAUCGUAUUAAAAAAGUAAAUGUUCUUAACAUUUAUAUAAAUAUUCUUAACCCAUUGAGAUGAUAAUAUAAAACUAAUAUCUAACUUGAAUAGUUGGUUAAAAUAUUAUAGCUCAGUUGGUGUUUUGCUCAAUGAGAUUUGUUUUGGAACAAUAAUAGUAAAAAACGAGAAAAAACCUUAAUCAUAGACAUAAGAAUUUUAAAACAUUAGCUUCUCAAUAAUUUAGUGAAAGAAUUCAAGUAUUAAAUUAUGUGCAUUCCAGUACUAUCAUGUUAUGCUUUUAAUAAUAGAGUAAUAAGAAUUUACAAGUGAAUCAUAUCUGUGGUAUCAUAAAAUUAGCAUUUCUGAAUAUACACAAUACUUCUAAAUAUGUAAAAUGUGCAGAUAAGAUAGCUAACUAUUAAAUUGUUAUAAAUAUAUUUAGACUAUAUAAAAGUAGUGUUAUUGGUCAUGAAAAAAAUAAUUUUACCUUGCUGGAAACAAAACAAGAUAUUUAAACAAUCUUAUCAAACAUCACCCAUCUGCGGAGAUAUUUAAUAUAUUACGUGAAAAAACUAGAAAAUCUCCUAUUUCUCUUAGAUGAAGAUGACGGCAUAAAGAUGUCUAUAAUUAUAGAUAUCUUUAUGCAGAAUACAGUUCGUUUUUGAAAAUAAAAUUUUAUGUCAUAUCAAGUGGCUAACAAAAAUUGUUAUUUAGCAAAUUUACUAUCCAUUCAGUAUACUUUUUUAUUUAAUAUUUUAUAUAUUACUCUGACUUAAGUUUUAAAGCAUUCCUAAAAAUAUUACUAUUUUAUAUUUACUACUACUAUUUACUAUUUUAUAUGGAACUAUAUUCUACUAUUAGCAUUAAAUAAUACAAUUGCAAAGAAAGAAGUUUUAAUAUACCAUAAGAUCGAAAAAAAAAACGGCGUCAAAACCGGCUAUAGAAUGACACUGGACAACAAUUUUGGUGAGGUCAAGCCCUAGACGUCGUUUUCUUGGCCCGUACUCUUCUAUAUUGUGUAAUGGGACUUAAUGCCAGUUGGCCUUAAGAAGGUUAUAAUUUAUUUUUAUAUUGAGUAAAAAUUAUUUUCAAAUGGUGUAGUAAAUUGGAGAAAAUUUUUUUUGCAAAUUGAUUUGUGUGUCUGGAAACGUUCUAUCUGGUAAUUUUUGAUAAAUUUUUUAUCAAUUUUUAGUAAAUGGCGUCUAGAGAUUGACCGCGCCAAAAUUAUCAUCAAUUAUCAUUUCCCAGCCUUCUUUGACGUCGUCUUUUAUUCGAUCAUACGGUAGUAUCGUUAGUCUUAUUAUAUUUUUGAGCAGUGCAAAUUAUCAAAUAUAUUUAUUUUUAAUUGUAAUAUAACAUUAGAUAAUUUAUUAAAAAGAAACAAAUUAGAUUAUAUUUAUUUUAACUUAAGAUAAUAAUAUUCUUGACACUAUUGUAUGUAUUGUACACUUCGUGUUAACGAAAAAAACCUUUGAAGAGUUGAAUAAACAUUACCUUAUGUUUAUGUUGAAACUGUAGUUCAUAAUUCCCAAAAUAAAGCAAGACAUGGUGUUUUUACUUCUCAUUUAGUUGAAAAAUACCUUAUCUUUUGAGUGACAGACCUCAAUUUUAGCUAAGGCACUUUUCCUUAACACGGCAGUAUAGCUCAUAAUGAUUUAUCUUUUUAUGGCAGAAUUUUCUUUUUUAUUUUUUUUAUGCUGAACUUAAUAGCUUAUUUUAGUUAUAUUUUUUGAAACCUCAUUUUAGAUAUAAUAGCGCAUGUAUACUAAAGACGUCCAUUAUGCUGUCUGCAUAACAGAUUAGUUAAAUUUAACCAAAAAGGAAGAGAAAGUAUAUAUUGAAAUAAAUAUUAUAAUAAAAA